AUGGUCAAAGCAGAGUCGAACUCUUCCGGUCAUACCACCAUUGGCGGUCGAGUGCUUCGAAGCCGCGCACGCACUGCGACGCUGGACGAGUCUGUGCUGAACCAAAUCAAAGAACAUCAGAGGGAAUUGGUGAAGCAGAAGCAGAGCCAAGGACUAAAGCGCUUCUCUGGUGAAGGCGGCUCUACACGCAACCUGAAUGAGCCUGUUUUUGAGAAGUUUGAGAGCUAUCGGCGCGAGAGCCAGCUCCCUAAUAAGGUGGAAGAACUUCGUAUCAUGGUCGAUCACCGAGCCCAAUCGGUUAUUCUUCCCAUUAAUCAAUUUGCUGUUCCGUUCCAUAUCAAGACACUGAAAAAUGUCAGUAAAUCUGACGAAGGUGAAUUCACGUAUUUGCGCAUCAAUUUUGUUACCCCAGGACAGCUCUCUGGUAAAAAGGAUGAUGUUCCUUUUGAUGAUCCGAACGCUACAUUCAUUCGCAAUGUCAGCUACCGAUCGACCAAUGCGCGUCAUUUUGAUGACUUGUACAAUGAAAUUAAUGAGAUGCGUCGUGUUGCAGCAAAGCGUGAGGCUGAGCAAAAGGAGAUGGCCGAUGUGGUCGAGCAAGACCAACUGAUUUUAAACAAGCAACGCCCUCUCUCCCUUCCUGAAGUGUUUCCCCGUCCUGCUUUGGAAGGAAAGCGCGUUCCUGGUAACCUGACUAUCCAUCAAAAUGGUGUUAGAUUCAUGUCGCCUCUACGUCAGGACCAAAAGAUUGAUAUCCCAUUCAGCAACGUCAAGCACUUAUUUUACCAACCAUGUGACAAAGAAUUGAUCGUGCUCAUCCAUUUUCAUCUUAAGUCGCCUGUUAUGAUCGGAAAACGUAAAACCAAAGAUGUUCAAUUCUACCGCGAAGCUUCCGAUGUUCAAUUCGAUGAAACGGGUAACAGAAAGCGCCGCUACCGAACGGGUGACGAAGAUGAAAUUGAACUGGAACAAGAGGAGCGGCGUCAUCGCCAUAUGCUUAACAAAGAGUUUAAACACUUUGCACAGCGCAUAGCGGAUGCCUCAAAUGGUCGCAUUCAAGUUGAUAUUCCUUAUCGUGAUCUUGGAUUCAACGGCGUGCCAUCUCGUGCCAGUGUACUUCUCCAGCCUACUACGGACUGCCUUGUGCAUCUCUCGGACCCACCAUUCCUUGUCGUAACUCUUUCAGACAUUGAGAUUGUGCACCUUGAACGUGUGCAGUAUGGUCUUUCUUCAUUUGAUAUGGUAUUUGUUUUCAGUGACUUUAAUCGCGCUCCAUUGCAUAUUAGCAGCGUGCCAACUAGUUCGCUGGAUGAUGUCAAACAGUGGCUUGACUCUGUUGAUGUCUGUGUCACGGAGGGUGCCGUCAACCUCAAUUGGGGCGCGAUCAUGAAGACAAUCAAUGACGACCCAUACGCUUUCUUUCAAGAAGGAGGCUGGGGUUUUCUACAAGCGGAUGGCAGUGAUGCUUCGGAUGCAUCUGAUAGUGAGUCUGCCUCAGAGUUUGAUUCCGAACUUGAUGAUGGUGACGAGGAAUCUACAGAAUAUUCUGAGAGUGGUUCAGACUUCGGGGAAUCUGAAGAAAGUGGGUCCGAGCCAGAAGAGGAUAGCGAAGACGAAGGUGAAGAUUGGGAUGAAUUGGAAGCAAAAGCUGCCCGUGAUGAUCAGAAAAAGCGUCGUGACCGUGAUGAUCUGAGCGGUAGCGAAACCGAGGAUGUUAAGCCUCGCUCGAAGAAGAGCAAAGGUGGUUUCAAAUAA
Molecule: messenger RNA, 1755 nt
Organism: Malassezia restricta
Lineage: Eukaryota; Fungi; Basidiomycota; Malasseziomycetes; Malasseziales; Malasseziaceae
Product: FACT complex subunit SPT16
Exons: 3
Coding region: 1-1755 (584 amino acids)
Biological process (GO): transcription elongation by RNA polymerase II; positive regulation of transcription elongation by RNA polymerase II
Cellular component (GO): FACT complex
Molecular function (GO): nucleosome binding
Source: RefSeq, a predicted model, not a curated record